Messenger RNA from Williopsis jadinii, 1284 nucleotides. It is a transcript of the gene PNT1, whose product is annotated as Pnt1p. NCBI's taxonomy places the organism in Eukaryota, Fungi, Ascomycota, Saccharomycetes, Phaffomycetales, Wickerhamomycetaceae. The transcript has a single exon. The coding region runs from base 1 to 1284 and encodes 427 amino acids. The record is from RefSeq and is a predicted model, not a curated record.
AUGAAACGGUUUUACAGCGUCUCUCAAAGACGAUUCACGUCCUCUGUGCUCAGUGCGAUCUCACAAGGCUCCAAGUCCGAGUUUGAGAGCUCCAUAAGCUCAAAUGGUGUUCUUGAAAGGCUAUGGCGUACAAGAGCAACCCUACCAUCUUCGCAGGCUAAGACCGAUGAUAUUGUGAAUGCAAGUUCAACGCUGCCGAUAGUCCUUCGUACUAAAGAAGCUGUGUUCCAUGACGUUGCGAAGGAGAAUGCGAGCCUCGAAGGAGUGGCUCUCAAGGUGAAACAGUUCACUACUUACUUCAAGUCUGUGAUUUACUUCUAUAGAGUUGGUAUUCAGAACGUAUGGCGUAAUCGGAAGGAGUCAAAACUCAUCAAGGAACGCUAUAACGUUGAAGUUGUGACUACUGGUGGUAAAGUCAUCAAGAGACAGAUACGUAACGGGAAAGAUAUGGUCAAUGCGCUCGUUUCCCUGGAAAACUUUGAAAGAGUGGAACAGGAAGCGUUGAAGGUUGUUGAUCCGAGAAUUGUACUGAACAUUACAAGAAAGGAGUUUCAAACUGUCUUGAGAACUGAAAAGGACUUCUUCAAGAUACCUUUGUUUGCAUUGAUCCUGGUUAUCUUUGCAGAGAUGACUCCAUUGUUGUGCUUUCUGGUUCCUGAGAUCACCCCGUCCACCUGUGUAUUCCCAGGGCUGAUUAAAAAGAUGAAUAAGCAUGCUACUAUGGCACAAGAAACAUUGUCCAAGUUACGCAAAGAGCGUUACUACGAUGAGUACUACUCCAAAGGUGAAACUAUCUUCCAAAGUGUGGAAAAGUUGCCAGAUGAUGAGCUCAGGUUACUAGCGCAAUCUCUCAGGUUGACUUCGAGAUACGUUCCAAUAGGACUAUACCCAGCAUCAAUCUUACAGAAUAGACUCAUGGAUAAGUACAACGAGAUCAAAGUCGAUAACUAUUUCCUUGUAUCAUCAGAGGGACAGAAUAUGUGGAGUUUGAACAAGAAUGAACUUACGAGAGCUUGUCUCGACCGUGGCUUGAUCGAUUUUACUAAGGAUGAUUUAACCCACAUUGGUUCGCAUGAGUUGAGAUUGAGAUUGUUCUUCUUCUUGGGAAUGUUUGAGAAUGAGAAGAGUAUAGGCAACGUUGGUCUAUUUGCGUUGAACUUCUUAAACUUGUCGGAGUCAGUUCACUUCAACACCAUUAAGCAAAAGGAUGCACAUGAGUUAAACCAUUGGUGGGUAGAGGAACAUAAGGAAGAGAUCAAACACAGCUCAGAGAAGUCAAAGUGA